Messenger RNA from Thrips palmi, 769 nucleotides. RefSeq lists its product as uncharacterized. The record is from RefSeq and is a predicted model, not a curated record. The transcript has 5 exons. Bases 521 to 724 code for a protein of 67 amino acids. NCBI's taxonomy places the organism in Eukaryota, Metazoa, Arthropoda, Insecta, Thysanoptera, Thripidae.
GCGCCUUGCCGCCCCACCCGAAGCAGCCGAAGCAGCCGGGCAAGGCGCCGCGACGCACACCCACGCACGCACCGCCAGGGCGUCCUCGAGCACGACAAGGAGGGCCUGGGGCUAGUGGCACCCCGGUGGCAGACGAUUCCCUCCUCGCAGUCUCUCUCUCUCUCUCUCUCUCUCUCUCUCUCUCUCUCUCUCUCUCUCUCUCUCUCCUUCGCGAGUGCAGAUUUCCUUGGAUUACCUGCCCAGAGGCGUCGGGGAGUGUCGUCGGCAGGAGUCCUGAGUGUUGUAUUGAGCUGGCUGCUGGUACCAGGCGUGCUGUCUGACACGGCUACAGUGCCCCUAAAGAUCCUGAAGCAUCCAGAAGGGGGCCUGAAGGACGCGAAGACCUCGUCACACGUGGGGCCACCCUGCUCCCGGGGGAAAUAACAUCGGGUAAGAACGACGGCGUCGUCUCGCAGAGGGAGGAGUCCGGCCGCGGGGAGAUAACAUCAGCGCGAGGAACACAAAGAAUCUGUGAGCCACCAUGCCCGUGGGAGGUCGCGUGUCCGGGAAGGUCGGCAUCUACUCCAACGUCCGACGGAGCGGCCACCACAGCGGCAUCAACGAGGAGAUCAUCUGGGUGAGCAUCGGCAUGGCGGUGACGAUCGCGGUGCUCAUCACCAUCGCGCUGUGCUACAUCGCGCGCGAGAAGUGGCGGCGCCGUUGCGAGAUCCGGAAGUCAAAAUGAGAGUUGCUGGGGCGGUCCAAGAAGUCCGCCCCCAAGGCCGUGGCG